Messenger RNA from Branchiostoma floridae (Florida lancelet), 2018 nucleotides. RefSeq names its product actin, muscle-like. The record is from RefSeq and is a predicted model, not a curated record. NCBI's taxonomy places the organism in Eukaryota, Metazoa, Chordata, Leptocardii, Amphioxiformes, Branchiostomatidae. The transcript has 6 exons. Bases 144 to 1283 code for a protein of 379 amino acids.
UUGAAUUCCCUGUUGGUUUCUUUUGCUCCUGUACAAACGUUUCGAGGGUAUAAAAAGCAGGACUACAGGACAAAAGCUUAGAAAUAUAUCGACGGCGCCCAUUUCGGAGACCCCCUUCCCCCCUUCCAUUGAAUUGAAUCACGAUGUUGGACGAUGAAGGUGACGAGGCGACCCCUCUGGUGGUGGAUAACGGGUCCGGGAUGUGUAAGGCGGGGUUCGCGGGGGAUGACGCGCCUAGGACCGUGUUCCCAUCUAUAGUUGGCCGGCCGCGGCACCAGGGCGUCAUGGUCGGGAUGGGGCAGAAGGAUGCUUAUGUUGGAGACGAGGCACAGAGCAAAAGGGGAAUUCUUACCCUGAAGUACCCGAUCGAACACGGUAUUGUCACCAACUGGGACGACAUGGAGAAGAUCUGGCACCACACCUUCUACAACGAGCUGCGUGUUGCCCCGGAGGAACAUCCUACCUUACUGACGGAGGCUCCGCUAAACCCUAAAGCAAACAGGGAGAAGAUGACACAGAUAAUGUUCGAACAGUUUAACACCCCGGCCAUGUACAUAGCCAUCCAGGCCGUCCUGUCUCUGUACGCGUCUGGUCGGACCACCGGCCUGGUGCUGGACUCGGGCGACGGGGUCACACACGUGGUGCCGAUCUACGAAGGGUACGCGCUCCCCCACGCCAUCCUCAGACUGGACCUAGCCGGCAGAGAGCUGUCCAACUACCUUGUGAGAGUUAUGUGUGACAGGGGCUAUUCCUUUAUAACCACUGCUGAACGUGAGAUUGUCCGUGACAUCAAGGAGAAGCUGGCGUACGUCGCCCUGGACUUCGAGCAGGAGAUGUUGACGGCAGCAACAUCCACAUCGCUUGAGAAAAGUUACGAGCUACCAGAUGGACAGGUCAUCACCAUUGGCAACGAGAGAUUUCGCUGUGCGGAAGCCCUCUUCCAGCCUUCUUUUCUUGGCAUGGAAUCGGCUGGCAUCCACGAAACCGCCUACAACAGCAUCAUGAAGUGUGACAUUGACAUCCGUAAGGACCUGUACGCCAACACCGUGCUGUCCGGCGGCACCACCAUGUUCCCCGGCAUCGGGGACCGUAUGCAGAAGGAGAUAGUCGCCCUGGCUCCCAGCACCAUGAAGAUCAAGAUCAUCGCUCCUCCCGAGAGGAAGUACUCCGUGUGGAUCGGUGGAUCUAUCUUGUCUUCUCUGUCAACAUUCCAGACCAUGUGGAUUACAAAACAAGAGUACGACGAGUCUGGACCAGCCAUUGUUCAUCGCAAGUGCUUUUAGAUGCCAAAUUGUAUAAGACUGAAAACAGAUAAAAACUUCAAACACUAAAAGUACAGGAGCGUUUUUUCAAUGGUUAUUGAAAACCACAUGUUUAUCAAACCCAUUUCUGGAGAUCGUUUGUUACUGUCCUAGGGGUAAUUUUGUAUGGUUCUACUUUCCAGGAUGGUUCUACCUCAUUGUAGUGUUAAAAACGAGAAUCCCGGAGUAAAGUUCUUGUAUCACUGCAGCGGUCACAAUUAUAAUCUGCAGUCUAGAACCUUUCCAGUCAUUCUUGUCCCAAAGAAGGUAAUGGGCGGUCACUGUUCAAAACAUCAACUCUUGUAGAUAUGUGUUUCUUGAUAAAGAACCCCAAUAUACAUCGAUUUACCUACUUGAUGAAUGUAUUUACCGUUACCGCUUCAAUUACAUGCAUUGUAUUGAACUUUCUUGCUUUGAUAAUAUGCAUAGGAUGCUUCUAAUCUACAAUAUACUGUAUGCAUAAUUCCGUACAUUCACUUUUUAAGGAAAUUACUUAAAUGAUUCCAUUGUGAGACUGAGCUUUCCAAUUACACAAUAAUCCCGCUGCCCGCUAGGCGGGGCUCUUGUGUUGUGCACAGCCGAUAUUUCCGCUAGGCGAUGCUUCUAUGUUACGAAUAUUACGAAUGUGAUAUUGUUACCGAUGAAUCAAAGAAGAGAUGUAGCAUUUCAAAGUAAAAAGAUAACGCUUUUCAAAUUAAAAAAAAGUUUCGUCAACGA